Molecule: messenger RNA, 1107 nt
Organism: Plasmodium yoelii
Lineage: Eukaryota; Apicomplexa; Aconoidasida; Haemosporida; Plasmodiidae
Product: RNA methyltransferase, putative
Exons: 2
Coding region: 1-1107 (368 amino acids)
Biological process (GO): RNA processing
Molecular function (GO): RNA binding; RNA methyltransferase activity
Source: RefSeq, a predicted model, not a curated record
AUGAAAAUUUCAACAAAUAUAAUAAGGAAAUAUGUAGGAAGUAAUAAAUAUACAUGUUCAUUUCCCUUUUUUAAUAUUCAUCAAAAAUUGGAUAAUAAUAUAAAAAAUAAUCAGAGUGUAUCACAUUUUAAUUAUAAAACCGUUUUAUCAUUUACAACUUUUAACAAAGAUAGUGAAUCAAAUAAAGAUGAAAUAAAUUCAAAUAAUUUUAGUUUAAAUCCACAUUGGAUAGGGAUUGAACAAAGUAAUGUAUAUAAGCAAGUUGUUAAAGAACAAAAAAAAAUAGACUAUAUAAAAAAAAAUGGAGAAAAUAAUGAAUAUUUAAGUAUUUCUAAAAGAUCAAAGCUUAUGAAAUAUAUAAUACGAUUAAGAAAAAAAAGUAAUUUUCGAAAAAAAAAUAAUGCAUUUUUUGUUAAAGGUACACAAACAAUCAUAAAUUUAUCAAAAGAUCAUAAUUUAACCAUGGAAGUUAUUUUAUCUAAUUCUAAACCCUUUUUAAAAUAUUUCCAAAAUAAAUGUAAUAAACUAUAUUAUGUAAAUAAUGAUAUAUUAAAUUAUAUAUUUUUAGAUUCAUUAAAAUUUAUGAAAGAUAAAAAUUAUGAUUCUGUAGCUAUAGUAAAAAUACCAAAUAUAGAAAAUACAAAAACAGAAAAAAAAAUUAAAUUUUUAUUAGCAUUAGAUAGGAUUAGAUAUGCAUAUAAUCUCGGAAAAAUAUUAAAUAUAGCUUAUUCAAUGAAUAUAGAUUCUAUAUUUUAUAUUCAUAAUACAGUAGAUCCAUAUAACCAUAAUGUUAUGGAUAUAACUAAAGGGAAGCAUUUAUUUAUUCCUUAUAAUGUUGGAUCAUAUAAUGAAUUAAAUAAAUUUUGCGAACAAAAUAAUUUAGUUCCAAUUGUUGCACACACAAAUGGCAUGGACCCACAAUCAUUUUUAAAAAAUUUAACGAAUCAAGGAAUAUGUCUUAUUCUAGGAAAUGAGUCAUAUGGCCCUCACAAAGAUAUUUUCUCUUUUGCAAAGCCAAUCUGCUUACCAAUGCACGAAAUGACUAACUCACUUAAUGUGUCGGUAGCUGCUGGAAUUCUCAUACACUAUCUUAAAAAUGCAUUAUGA